GGAAACCGCUUUACCUGCAGCCGAACGACAGCCCGUGACUGCAAGACAAGUCGAUCUCCGGACACCUGAGGCAGGCAGCUCCAGCUCCAGCUCCAGCUCCAGCCUCUAUUCCCUUUUAAUCCUCCCCAAUACUACCUUACUACCUAUGAUGCAUUGUCUCAUCUCCUCUCCGCCAGUCCACGUAUAAAUUCCUCCUCCUCAUCCCUCAUCAUGGCUUCUUCCUUUCAUACCAUCAAGGGAUGCUCAUUGACGGUGAAAAGUGGGCUUGUGAAGCUUGCGUCCGCGGCCACCGUGUGACAACCUGUAAACACAAUGAUCGACCAUUGAUCCGCAUCGCCAGAAAGGGUCGCCCCUUUUCGACUUGCUCUGUAUGCAACUGCACCCCAUGCCAAGCUCCAGAGGAGCACACCAAACUCAGACGUGAGGCAGAGUCCAAGUCUCAAUCUUCAAAAUUUCUCCAGAAAUCUUCCGGUAGACCCUCCCGUCCAAACAGCGCCUUCCAACCCAUCGCGCCCCGUCCUUCGCUCGACUCUGCCACGCCAGCCGCCAGCCACGCAGCGAUCUCACCACCGCUUGCAGGUCGUCCCAGCGCAGCGGGCGCCGUCCCCGCACGACGGGGACUUUCUGUGCGUUCCCGCAGCUCGACAGAAACAGACACCCAGAUGCGUAUGAGCCAGAGUCCCGGAUACUCAUCCGGCGACGCACAUGCACAGUGCCAUUCCCAUCCUGGCGCGCGAUUCACCGCCCCAGCAGCCCCUGUUCCAGUUCCACUCCCGGUAUUCACCACCGCGCCCCAUCCUCGCUCUUCCCGCUAACCUGCGGUUCGUUCGCGACCCCGCCCUCGCGUCCGUCGCCGACAUCCCGGUCUCGAUGGCACUGAUGCACGGCGACGUGCACGGCGCCGGAUUCCUGUUCGCGGAUGGCGCAGGCGGGUACGCUGGCGACGGGGUCUUCUCGCUGGACGAUCUGGAUAUGGGUGUGGGCGUGGGCGGGGGUGCGAUGAUGCAGACUGAAUGGGGGGAUCAGUACUGGCUGGGAGACGAAUCAGUGUGAUGUGAUCUGAUGAUGAGCUGAUGAUGAUGAUUACGAUGUGAUGAUUUCAUUUUUUGCUUCUGGGGGAUGGGAUUCGUGUUUAUACUAUCCUGGUUUUUUGGCCGUGGGAUAACAGGACCAUGACUGU
Molecule: messenger RNA, 1180 nt
Organism: Aspergillus novofumigatus IBT 16806
Lineage: Eukaryota; Fungi; Ascomycota; Eurotiomycetes; Eurotiales; Aspergillaceae
Product: putative Cu-dependent DNA-binding protein
Exons: 3
Coding region: 240-815 (191 amino acids)
Biological process (GO): intracellular iron ion homeostasis; positive regulation of transcription by RNA polymerase II; intracellular copper ion homeostasis
Cellular component (GO): nucleus
Molecular function (GO): RNA polymerase II cis-regulatory region sequence-specific DNA binding; DNA-binding transcription factor activity, RNA polymerase II-specific; copper ion binding
Source: RefSeq, a predicted model, not a curated record